UGGCGGAUGAAGAGAUGGCUGAGGAGGUGCAGAAGAAGAUUCAGGGGGAACUGGAGAAGUUCCAACAGCUGCAGAAAGAGAUCAACAAAUGCAUGACAGCCCAGCAGAAACUGGAGGCUCAGUUGACUGAGAACAACGUCGUGAAGGAGGAGUUGGACCUCUUAGACUCCUCUAACACCGUCUACAAGCUGAUCGGUCCGGUCCUGGUGAAGCAGGACAUGGACGAGGCAAAAGCCACUGUUGGGAAAAGGCUGGAUUACAUCACAGGGGAAAUCAAGCACUAUGAGGCCCAGAUGCAGGAGUACGAUAAGAAGUCGCACCAGCAGCGGGAGGUGUUAGUGCGGCUGCAGCAGGAGUUCCAGAAGGCCCAGGCCAAAGUGGCCCUCAAGGCUUGA
This is a messenger RNA of Pogona vitticeps (central bearded dragon), 395 nucleotides long. The record is from RefSeq and is a predicted model, not a curated record. Lineage: Eukaryota; Metazoa; Chordata; Lepidosauria; Squamata; Agamidae.